Xenopus tropicalis (tropical clawed frog) is the source of this 2687-nucleotide messenger RNA. RefSeq lists its product as uncharacterized. The record is from RefSeq and is a predicted model, not a curated record. NCBI's taxonomy places the organism in Eukaryota, Metazoa, Chordata, Amphibia, Anura, Pipidae. Gene Ontology annotation, cellular component: extracellular region. Gene Ontology annotation, biological process: immune response; signal transduction. The transcript has 3 exons. Gene Ontology annotation, molecular function: cytokine activity. The coding region runs from base 33 to 725 and encodes 230 amino acids.
UGUCAGGAAGGCACUGUCUGGCUGCGCUUAGUAUGGUGGGGAGUUAUAGAAACUGUGGACUAUCAGCAGGUGUCAUUUUUGGGCUUCUAAUCUUCUACAUUUUCCAAGCAGAAUGCAGUCUGAAGCCAUUUAGAAUAUGUGAACUGGGGGUACUGAACCAGAGUGUAUCACAGGCACACAUAAUGGUUUUUCAGGCCAAAGACCUCUAUAACAUAUCCGUAUACCAACAGGAAUUUCAAGAAACAGGACUGUGUAAUACACCGGUUGCCUGGUUAUCCAUUCCUAAUAUUACGCGUUUGCCAAGUUCUAAAAUGCUGCAGAAGAUAAAUCAGAGCCUUCAUACUUUCCUUGGUGCAUUUAAAGUUCUAAACAAAUGUAGAGUUGAAAAUGAAUUCUUCUCUAAACUUCAAGAGACCAAAAAAAGUAUAUCUGCUUUGCAGUCAAAUAUUUUCUCGGCCUUAUGCAAUAAGCGCACCACUUUUCAAAUACCAAAAUCGAUUGCUAUUCCUGAGGCAGAUGGUGUUUUUGACGAAAAGCUGCAAUGUUGCCAGGUACUGAAAACGUAUAUGGACUUCAUGGUAGGAGUGGAGAGUGGACUUCAGAGACUCAGAGAAGAAACAGCACGAAAGAUGGCUCUGCUGCAACACAAUAAAGUUUCUACUGGUCAGCAGGAAGAAGGAAAACGAAGUAAGAUUAGUUUCAAGAGGCAAAAGAAUCAAAAAUAAGAACUCUUAGCAGGAUAAGAAUGAAUUAGUAUUUGGAACAGGAAAGAGAAGAAGCCAAAAAGGUAAUGGGGCCAGGUGUCCCACUAAGGGACAUAUCUACAAAAGGGAUAAGAGAAAACUGAACUGUCCCCAGAUCACCCACCUCUGAAGAGAAAUAAUUGUCCCAUCUUCCUCUGAUAUAAAUGCCAAUUAGUGUGGUACUCUAUAAGAAACACAUACUGCAGUACAGUACUGCACAUAAUGUAACCCAGUAGCUUGAACAUAUGGUCACUAUUGCCUUUUGCUAUCCUGGGCCCUGGAUCAAAAGAAGCUUUCCAAACCCCCAUUAUUUAUACACAGAAAGAUUGUUUAACUUAUUGCCCUUUAGCUGUAAACUACUGCCUUCAGCUCUAAGUUGUAUUUAAACUACAAAUGAGGGCCUGGAAGUUGUAUGAGAUACAAUAUAUGUUACUACUGUUGCCCACUUUCACCAUCUUACCUUACCUUAUAUUUACCACUUUUUGAAAUUACAGCUCUGCUGGGGCUCAGUAAGCGUUGGGCUCAGGGCAAAGGCCCUUCUUUAACCUCCCCAAAGACAGCUCUUAAUACAAUCAUGAGAUUAAAAGAAAAUAAAUAAAUCAGAGCAAGAUGCUAUGUUAUCUUGAGGGGCUUGCAGGCACAUCCUGUUAAUAUAUACUAUUAUUUACUGACAGUAAUGAUUGUAUACUUGUACUAUUCUGCCAAACAGACAUAAAAUCUAGCAUAAUAGUCCAGUGUAAAAGACACUGAGAUAAACUUGAAUCAUUACUAUUGUCACCUAAAAGGUUCAUUUUCAAAAAUAGUGCACUGCAUUAUAAUCAAAAUACAAGUGUUUUGUACACAUGUUACCAUUUCAGUAUUCCCUAACCAGUCAUCACCAGGUUUUUUUGUUCAUUUUAGCAAUGCUAAUUUUUAAUGGAGCUUUCUUUCAAGUUGCUAGAAACAUGUAUCCCUCAUCAGUGUUAUAUUGCCCCAUUCCCUUUAAUGACUACCUGGCUUUAGCAGGGUUCAUAGGAAACAACUGACUGGAGAUCUUUUGGAAAGUGUAACAAGUUUGUUAUAUAUACACUAUUUCCUGCUACAGCUACAUUUGUAUUCCCCCACAUAGACAUUAGAUGCAAUAUUCAGUCCAGGGGAUCUCAGUACUGUGAAGGAUAAGGAUUUUAUAUUGUUAACUCUCUGAUGGUCCAAUAACUACACUGUGACUAGAUUCUAUCACCAAAGAACCUACUUCCUUGGAAUACAGUUCCCCAAAAGCCAGUAAUGAAUUAAGGGGCUCAAUGCUGUGAGAACCCUACAUAUGACUGCACAAAGAGCCGUAAAAUUGCCUACUGGGCACUAUAUAAGAAAAAUGCAAUUUAUUAGUACAAUUUAAAUUUCUAUCUGUUCCAAGCCAGUCCCAUAUUACCACUGGUUAAUCCUUAAGCAAAUAUACCUGAAACCAUAACACAGAAUUGACAGCAGCUUCGAAGUACAGAUAGAGCAGACUUUAGGGCAGUGUCAAAUGGAUUUAAUGAAAUUUCUGCUCUUUUAUUGCCUGCUUCAAGUGGAUACUCCUCAGAUAUUUGUGUUGGUUUCCCUUAGGUGCUACAUUUCAUCCCACAGCCCACAACCUACUGUAGGUUAACUACAGUUGUUCUGAGGAUCUAUAUACCCAUAUGUACAUAAAACCAAACAACCACUGCUUAGCUCAGAGGGAAGGCAUUUGAACCUUGAACAACAUAGAUUGCUCAUCUCUGUAAAAUGCUUUCCUAUGGUUCAGUAGUGCCAAGGUAUUCUGUGAAGGGUUCACAAUGAUAAACAAAUGUUAAACCAUUUUAUACUGUUGUUAAACCAUGUUAUACUGCUGUUAAACCAUGUUAUACUGCUGCAAGGAAAAUUACAGGAAUAUUAUUUAUUAAUGUAAAUGCUUUAAAAAUGUUAUUAUUUAAAAUGUUUUAAACU